AUGACUCACAGGAGGUGCUUUGAGUGUUUAGAUCGUAGUUUGAGAGAUAUUUUGUCUCAGGAUAAUGUCUCUAAUGCUGCUCUUGAUUUCGGGGGCCUUCCUAUUAUGCUUGGCGGGGAUUUUCGGCAGGUGCUUCCUGUUCUUCCUGGUUCUUUGAAAAGCGAAGUGCUUGACGCCGCGAUCUGCAGUUCUCCUUUGUGGCGUGAAGUAAAGGUUUUUAAGCUUCAUGAUAACAUGAGGUUGCAGUCUGAUAAAUUAUCAGAGACAGACAGGUUGUUGCUCAGCGAAUUUGCCCAGUGGGUGCUUGACGUGGGUGAUGGGGUACUUCGUGCACGUCGUUACAAAGAUGAUCCUGAACGUGUUUGGGUUGAUAUUCCUGAUCGCUUUUUGAUUAAGGUGUCUGCUAUCGUUGGUGAUGUGUACCAUGACUUUGUUUUGCAUCAUGAUAACAUGGAUUACUUAGCUGGCAGGGCUAUAAUAUGUCCAACCAAUGCUGUUGUGGAUGAAAUUAAUGAAUACGUUACUUCUAUGGUGCCUUCUGAAGAAACAGAAUAUCUUAGUGCUGAUAGAAUUGCUCCUUGCUCUGAGCAGGUGCCAAAUGUUGAUGUCCUUUUCCAGUUGAGUUCCUGA
Messenger RNA from Brachypodium distachyon (stiff brome), 630 nucleotides. RefSeq lists its product as uncharacterized. Gene Ontology annotation, biological process: DNA repair; telomere maintenance. The coding region runs from base 1 to 630 and encodes 209 amino acids. Lineage: Eukaryota; Viridiplantae; Streptophyta; Magnoliopsida; Poales; Poaceae. Gene Ontology annotation, molecular function: DNA helicase activity. The transcript has a single exon. The record is from RefSeq and is a predicted model, not a curated record.